Molecule: messenger RNA, 1630 nt
Organism: Lucilia sericata (common green bottle fly)
Lineage: Eukaryota; Metazoa; Arthropoda; Insecta; Diptera; Calliphoridae
Gene: Iru
Product: E3 ubiquitin-protein ligase Iruka
Exons: 2
Coding region: 469-1545 (358 amino acids)
Biological process (GO): positive regulation of DNA-templated transcription; protein ubiquitination; ubiquitin-dependent protein catabolic process
Cellular component (GO): cytoplasm; nucleoplasm
Molecular function (GO): ubiquitin protein ligase activity
Source: RefSeq, a predicted model, not a curated record
UAAAAUCCGUUUGAUCAUAAGAAAAAUAACUAAAUUGACAACACUUUGUGGGGUAUUGCAAAAAAAGAACAUUUUGCUAAGAAAAAAUCGAAAUUUUUUUCACAAAAGCAUUGUCAAAUAUAAAAUUUUACCUAGAAUUCUCUAAAAAAUUGUAGAAUAACAAAAUUGCUAACUACUUUAGAAAAUAUAAACGAAAUUAUACACAAGAAGCUUUAGAAAACAUUUACGAAAUUUCAGACAAGUGGUGAAACUAUAGAAACAGUGUGGUGUGGUAACUAAAAAAGACAAAAAAUUGCCAAUAGAAAACGCAAUAUACUAUAGUAUUUCAUUAACAGACUUUUGCAGACGGCUUAAGAAAACAAAGAAGUAAAUACCCCCAGCAACGAAAAGCAAACAGUAGCUAGCCCUCUAACAGUAAUUUUCAAGCCGGCAUAGCGGGCCGCAACAUCCCUUAACCAAAUAGUUACUAUGGCUGAAGCAGUUGUGGAGGAAAGGCCAACAGUGCCAACUAGAUUUUAUUGUCAUAUGUGCGAUGAGGAAAUAAACAUUCCCAAUACUAACACCGAUUACAUUUGUCCAAUUUGCUCGGGAGGCUUUGUGGAAGAAUUACCUCCAGCAGCUACGGCCUCUAAUAGCAGUGUAGGUGGCAGUAGCAGUACAAGUAAUGCAGGUUUUAUGGGCGGUGGAAAUGACGAGCAGCAACUGGAGACCUUACGUGGGCAAAUAGCCAAUUUAUUGGCUUCCCGCAACGGUCCCAACCUGCAGAUAAAUAUUAAUCCUAGUUCUAUGCGCAACCAGCCGAGAGGCAUAGUAUCCCUGGGCCCUUUGCCAACAGGCGGUGGACGUGUCAGACCUCAAAGUCUAGAUCGCUUGGACGAUGUCUUAUUAAACUUUUUGCAGUCGAUAUCUGUGGGUAGUGGCGCUGUAGCGGGCGAAAUUAAUCCUUUCGAUAAUUCGCAACUUUUAUUUAUGGGCAAUUUGGGUGAUUAUGCCUGGGGUCGUGAGGGUUUAGAUACGAUUGUUACCCAAUUACUUAAUCAAAUGGAAACAUCUGGUCCCCCGCCUCUGGCCAAGGAUAAAAUUGAGGAUAUACCCAAAGUAGACAUAAGCGCCGAAGAAGUUGAACGUAAAUUGCAAUGUUCCGUCUGCUGGGAAGAUUUCAAAAUUAAUGAAAAGGUACGCAAACUACCAUGUUCUCACUUGUAUCAUGAAGAUUGUAUAGUGCCAUGGUUAAAUUUACACGGCACUUGCCCUAUAUGCCGUAAAUCGCUCAAUGGCGAAGAAGACGACGAUAAUGAUGUUCACAUGGACAUUGUUGAUGAGCAUCAGCGUCCGGCUACUGCUUCUGUAUGUCCCAUACAUCAACAACAACAACAGCAGCAGCCACAACAAAAUCAAAAUAAUACAAGUAAUAAUUCGGAGCAACCUGGUACUAGCAAUUCAGCUGCUAAUACAUCAGCAUCAUCUAGUCAACGUCAGCAGCAGCAACAACGCUCUGAAAAUAUUUUUGGUUUUGAAAAAAUGGAUAGUGUUGAUUUGGACUAAAUAGUUUUUGUUUGUCUCAUUUAUUUUUCUUCUGUUUCUUAACUAGCAUGUAUGAGAAUUGGAAAUAUUAUGUUAUCUAUACAAG